AUGAAAAACAGAUGUUCACCAGAGGCAUUACUAUCUAUAAUCAUUGGGAUGAGCAAAGAACAAAAAGAAUUUGUAAGAUCUAUGGGUUUUGGAGCUUUGUUAAUAAUGAAAAUCACAGAUAUACCACUGAAACUGGGAUUUUAUGUUCUUCAAAAAUUUGAUUCUGAGAGAAUGGUGAUAGAUAUUGAAGGAAAGGAACUGAAAGUAACAGCAGAGUCUGUUCAUGACAUGUUGGGCAUACCAAUUGGGGGAACCAAACUUACACAACUGGAUCAAUGGCCUAAGGAUGAUACAAGUUAUGAUGAAUGGAAGCAGCAAUUUAAAAAAGAUUCAAUCAUCCGACUGAGUGCAAUCAAAAAUGUUAUUGUUUCUACCACACAAGCUGAUUUCAAUUUCAAAUUGAACUUCUUAGUUCUUUUUGUCAACACGUUUUGCGAGUCAAUAUCAAUAGGAAGAUGCAACUUGUUUCCCUUGAGUUAUAUGAUUGUUGAAGAAAAAACUAAAAGCACAACACUUUUUAAUUUUCCAAAUAAAGAGGGAAAUGGUGAAGAAGACAGUGAUAAUGAUGCAAGUCAACCAGAAGUAGAUUAUUUGCUUGAUUCGAAUGAAGCGGAGAAUGCAGGAAUAAAGAAUGAUGCAGAUAAGAAUAAAAAAGAAGGGUCACCAAUGAGUACAGGUAAAACUAAUACUCUUGUAGAAAAGGAAAAAUCAGAAGGUGUACAUAAACAAGGAACAAAAGUUGAAAAAACAAAGGGAGAUGAUACAGGCAAGGAAAACUCUGAAGAUAGAAAUAAAGGAGGAAUAGAAGCUAAGAACACGAAAGAUCGAGGUGAAGAUAAACAUACAAAAAUUGAGAAAGGAAAUGCAGAAGAUAAAGGAAAGAAAAAGUCAGAAAAUGAAAACAAGAAAGGAGAAAAAGCUGACAAGACAAAAGGAAAUAAAGGAGAUACUCAUCGAAGCUUUAGUCUAGGUCUCAGUCAAGAUUCAGAUCAAACUUCAUCAAAGAAAAAUGCUCUUAAUCCAAAUCCAAUCCGUGUAUCAAUUCCUACUGAAGUAGGACCAUCAAAGCUUGAUCUGGAUAAACCAAGAGAGAAGAAGCUUGCUGAUGCUUUCAAAUCACUUUUCAAAUGCAGAAUAACAGACACAAAACCCAAACUGACACAUCAGGAGAGUAUUAUCUGUGAAUGGUUGUUCAACUUACAAGGCAAUACAUCGUAA
This is a messenger RNA of Lactuca saligna, 1218 nucleotides long. Lineage: Eukaryota; Viridiplantae; Streptophyta; Magnoliopsida; Asterales; Asteraceae. The record is from the annotation of a GenBank genome assembly.